Parnassius apollo (apollo) is the source of this 918-nucleotide messenger RNA. Lineage: Eukaryota; Metazoa; Arthropoda; Insecta; Lepidoptera; Papilionidae. The record is from the annotation of a GenBank genome assembly.
AUGGAAAUAUUUAGCAGUAAAAAUUUUGAAGAAAUACAGGUGGACAUGGAAGAUUUUGAUUUUACACAGGAAGAUUUGCGGGCAUUAACAUUACUCGAGACUAGCAUUAUACAGCAGAAUGAACAAGAUAAUCAAUCAGAUCUAGAGUUGUCGGAUUCAAACGAAGAACAGUUGCAUAUUCCGAAAAAACGAAGACGUUUAAUCAUCCAAAGCGACAGUGAGAGCCACACUUUGGCAACUGAUAAUUGGUACACCAGCUUAGAGUUGGCUUACAAUUUACUGGAACAUCAAACGCACUUGAUUGGGACUAUUAGGAAAAACCGAAGAGGUUUACCUAAGGAUGUAGUAGAAGCCAAACUUCAAAAGGGAGAGUUCAUGGCCAUGGAAAACGAGGAUGGUAUAACAAUUUUAAAAUGGAAAGAUAAGCGGGACGUGAUGAUGCUUUCUACUAAACAUUCUGAUAAAAUGUCAACAAUCGCCAAAAAGGGCAAACAGAUUACUAAGCCGAAAGUGAUUUUAGAUUAUAAUAAGUCAAAAGGAUCUGUCGAUAUGAGCGACCAAAUGUCGUCGUAUUCUUCUCCCUUACGUAAAACUAUUAAGUGGUACCGGAAACUUGGUAUUGAGAUUUUGUUGAAUACUGCCGUAGUAAAUGCAUGGAUUAUGUUUACCGAAACUAGGAACACAAAAAUGUCAAUCGUAGAGUUUCGGAAAUCUCUAGUAGACUAUCUAACAAGCUCGUCAGAUUCUCAGCAGACUGAGUCAGGAGUAACGGUAUCAAGACCCAAACGUUUGAAGCACGAGUUGCUAACAAAAACUGGGACAGUGAGAAAUACUAGACGAUUUUGUGUACACUGUUACAAAGAUAUGGUAAAGCAGUUUGGACGAAAAUUGGCGAAAAAUAAAGCUAAAAAAGGUUAA